GUCAGUGUUGCGUCGAACCCCAUCUUAACUCAGUUCAAACUUUUCCUCAGAUUUGUUUCCAUAAUGAACAGAAGUACACUGCCACGCAGCGCCUGUGACCAGCCUUAGCAGACGUUGAAUUUCGCAUGUCGCUGUUAGUGUAGCUCAGCAGCUCGUGUCGGUCCUUUCGGAGCUCUUUCACCGAGCGCCCGGCCCGAAGCAGCGGCAGCAGCCCGGCGGCAACAGCCCGGCGGCGGGCAGAGACACCUGACAGCCACCAUGUCAGGUCUAACAGUACAGAGUGGCACCCUGCAGAGCCUGGAGGAGGCGGACAUUCUGGACCCAGAGUUCCAGCAGCGCUUGGAAGACGCUCGUACCUUGCUCAGGCAGGAGAUCCAGCGGGAGUUGAAGAUCAAGGAGGCUGCUGAGAGACUGCGGCGGGCCGUCACCAACCGCAAGAGCGCCGCCGAUGUGGAGGGCCAACUGAAGGGCUCCAACCGCAAGCUGGAGAGGCUACACCUGGAGCUGCAGGACCUCAACGCCAGGUCCAUGGCCACAGAGAAGGACAGCCCCACAGGUUGUUUGGAGGAGGAAUACAACCCAUCAGCAGACUCCUGUCAGUGGGAGGACGUCAGCUCCCCUGCGGCCAGUCGAGUCAGAACCCUGAAGAAACAGCUCACCAUGGAGACCAAAGUCAAACAGGGCGCUGAGAACAUGAUCCACACUUACACCAACAGCUCCGUCAAGGACAGGAAGAUGGUGAGUACAGCGCAGCAGAUGUUACAGGACAGCCGCACUAAGAUCGAGCUGCUGCGCAUGCAGAUUGUCAAAGUCAGCCAAGCCAGAGACGGGGUGGACGGCGCCCUCGGUCAGCCUGAGGAGAUGGUUGGUGCUCUGGAGCUGCGGCUGGCUGAACUCCUGCACCACAUGAAGAUUGAAUCGGCCGUAGCAGAAGGAGCCAAGAACGUGGUGAAGCAGCUGAGCCGGCGCAAGGUCCAGGACCGCCGCGUGCUGGCAGAGGCCUCGGCACGGAUGCAGGAGUCCUCUCAGAAGGUGGAUCUGUUGACUCUGUCUCUGGAGAGGCGUCUGAGUGAGCUUCCUGAGGAUCAUCCCAGGCGCACAGCCAUCAGAGAGGAGCUGGAGUCCAGAACCUCGCCUUCCUACGAAACACAGAAGAAACUCUCCAAAGCUCCGUCCUCCUCCUCUUCAUCCUUCUUCAAACCAGCCAGUCUUACAGGGCGUUUGGAGGUGUGUUUGAUGGGCUGCCAGGACCUGUUGGAGUGUGUUCCGGGCCGGGACCGCGGGACCAGCACCUCCUCCUCCUCUGGGAGUCUCUCGGAGGGGAAGUCUGUGAAGGUGAAGGCUGGCCUGUCCGGACGAAGCGCCAACGGCAAGACAACCAAGACUGAGGAGCUGUCCUCGGAGAUCAGUGCUGUGCUGAAGGUGGACAACAGGAUCGUGGGGCGUUCCCAGUGGAGGCCUCUGGGUAAAGAGGCGUGGGGCCAGAGCUUCAACAUCGAACUGGAGCGGUCCAGGGAGCUGGAGAUCGCUGUCCACAGGAGGGACUGGCGGGCGCUGAGCGGGGUGAAGUUCCUGCGGCUGGAGGACUUCCUGGAUAAUCAGAGGCAUGGCAUGUGUCUGCAGCUGGAGCCCCAGGGCCUGCUCUUUAUUGAGGUGACGUUUAUCAAUCCUGUCAUUGAGCGGCGCUCCAAACUCCAGAGGCAGAGGAGAAUCUUCCCAAAAGAGAGAGGGAAGGACUUCCUGCGUGCGGCCCAGAUGAACAUGAACUUUGCUACGUGGGGCCGUUUGAUGAUGAGCAUCCUGCCCCCCUGCAGCUCCCUGGAGCCCAUGAGCCCUCCCUUAGCUGGCCAUCUCACUGGCCCCCCAUCAGCAAACACUUCCCCGCCACGAGAUGCUGCUGUGCUGGGGCUACAUUUCCCUGAAGAGCAGAGCAGCCCAUCUCCACAUCGCUCAAGAAAGCACACUAAAGAAUCUCCAGGGUGUCCUAGUGAGAACAAGAGCCCGAAGCCCAGGAGAAAUCCCUCAAUUCAUCCCCCCCCACACAUGGACCAAGGACUUCACAUGCGAGACUUCAACUGCAUUUCAGUCCUGGGGAGAGGUCACUUUGGUAAGGUGCUGCUGGCAGAGUAUAAGAAGUCCAGCAAGCUGUGCGCCAUCAAAGCCCUGAAGAAAGGAGACAUCAUGACACGUGACGAAGUGGACAGCCUGAUGUGUGAGAAGAGGAUCUUCGAGGUGAUCAACACCUCGCAGCAUCCGUUCCUGGUGAACCUGUUCGGCUGCUUCCAGACUGCAGAGCACGUGUGCUUCGUCAUGGCCUACUGCCCCGGAGGAGACCUGAUGACACACAUCCACGCCAGCAUCUUCACAGAGAAGCAGGCGCGGUUUUAUUCUUCCUGUGUGCUGCUCGGCCUGGAGUUUCUACACCAAAACAAAAUAGUUUACAGGGAUCUUAAGCUGGACAACCUGCUGAUGGAUGCAGAUGGUUUUGUCAGGAUAGCAGACUAUGGCUUGUGCAAAGAAGAUAUGGGCCACGGGGAUCGCACCACAACAUUCUGCGGCACACCAGAGUUUCUUGCCCCAGAGGUGCUGACAGACAACAACUACACCCGCAGUGUGGACUGGUGGGGGCUGGGGGUCCUCAUCUAUGAGAUGCUGGUGGGGGAGUCUCCUUUCCCCGGUGACGAUGAGGAGGAGGUGUUCGACAGCAUCGUCAACGAUGACGUGUGCUUCCCCCGCUUCCUCUCCCCUGACGCUGUGUCCCUCAUGCAGAAGCUGCUGCAGAAAGCUCCUGAGAUGAGACUUGGAGGGGGAGAGGGAGACGCCUCGGAGAUCAAAAGACACAAGUUCUUUCAGGGGAUGGACUGGAGCGCUCUGCUGGCCAAGAAGCUGAAGCCCCCCUUCCUGCCGGUCAUCAGAGCGCUGAAGGACGUCAGUAACUUUGACGAGGAGUUCACCCGUCUCAAGCCCGUCCUCACCCCCCCACACACCCCCUGCAUCCUCACCGCCGAGCAGCAGGACAUCUUUGCUGACUUUGACUUCUCUUCCAUGAGUUGACCGAAGACACUGUGCUGCCACAUGUUUACAACAACUUUUAUUGGCCAUAAAGUGCUUCUGAUUCAUUGGAAGCUGAGAAACUACAUUUGUGCCGAUUUCCUGUCCGCAGUUCCAGGUGCCAUCACUCUGGCUGUCAGUGGCUUGAUCCUGCACACACGCUGCAGAACUCACUCCUUUUCACGCCUGCUCAGUUGGAUUUCAUGAUACAGAAAUGAUUUUUUAACAUGUUUUGUCUCUGCCAAAUUCAUUUUGAACUGAUCAUGCCGACUAUUUCUAUCAUGAAGCGGUAGGAUCAGAAGGCUGAGCGUUAACAGUUCACACUGCAUGGAAUCAGUGCACUUUUUACAAAUGAACAUUUCUCCAGCCCUCUCAAUCCAAAGCACUUAAGUGUUCAUGUUUGUGAUCUUAAUGAAGAGACUUGUCCCUAAAGGCCAAAGCAUUACAUUCUAUUACACAGCAGUUGACCUUUUGCUGUGUAAUAGAAGCAUUAUACGUCCAUCUGUUGUUAGCCUCUAAUGUGUUGGGAUGUCACAUAAUGAAAAUAGCGCAUUUGUCAACUGAAGUUCUUUUGCAGAUUUCUCCGUCAAUACAACUGUCUUUGUUAUUUUUAAAGAAUACAAUCAUAAUGAAAAUGUUUAUAUAGAAUAAACCAGCCUAUGUGUAAAGUGUGAACAACUAGAAGGAAAUAUAAAUGAAUAAAUGUAAGUCUGCUGGAAAACUCUUCAUUAAACAUUUAUUUAUC
This is a messenger RNA of Trematomus bernacchii (emerald rockcod), 3796 nucleotides long. RefSeq names its product protein kinase N3 (gene pkn3). Gene Ontology annotation, molecular function: protein serine/threonine kinase activity; ATP binding; small GTPase binding. The record is from RefSeq and is a predicted model, not a curated record. The transcript has 22 exons. Bases 259 to 3054 code for a protein of 931 amino acids. Gene Ontology annotation, biological process: protein phosphorylation; signal transduction. Lineage: Eukaryota; Metazoa; Chordata; Actinopteri; Perciformes; Nototheniidae.